CCGCGCGGGGAACCAUGGAGGGAGUGAGCGCGCUGCUGGCCCGCUGCCCCACGGCCGGCCUGGCCGGCGGCCUGGGGGUCACGGCGUGCGCCGCGGCCGGCGUUCUGCUCUACCGGAUCGCGCGGAGGAUGAAGCCGACGCACACCAUCGUCAACUGCUGGUUCUGCAACCAGGACACGGUCGUGCCAUACGGGAACCGUAACUGCUGGGACUGUCCCCACUGCGAGCAGUACAAUGGGUUCCAGGAGAAUGGCGACUACAACAAGCCCAUCCCCGCCCAGUACCUGGAGCACCUGAACCAUGUGGUGAGCAGCGCGCCCGGCCCCCGCGCCCCCGCGCAGCCCCAGCAGUGGGUGAGCAGCCAGGUGCUGCUGUGCCGGAGGUGCAGCCACCACCAGACCACCAAGAUCAAGCAGCUGGCUGCCUUCGCGCCGCGUGACGAGGGCAGGUACGACGAAGAGAUCGAGGUGUACCGCCACCACCUGGAGCAGAUGUACAAGCUGUGCCGGCCCUGCCAGGCGGCCGUCGAGUACUACAUCAAGCACCAGAACCGUCAGCUGCGCGCCCUGCUGCUCAGCCACCAGUUCCGGCGCCGGGAGGCCGACCAGACCCACACGCAGAGCUUCUCAUCCGCGGUGAAGGCCCCGGUCCAGGUCAUCGUGCUCCGCGCCCUCGCCUUCCUGGCCUGUACCUUUCUGCUGACCCUUGCGCUCUAUGGCACCAGCAACCCCUUUGCCCCAGAGGCCACCCUGCCCCCAGCCCUGCCGCCCGGUGGCAAUGGCUCAGCCGCACCCGACAACAGCACCGCCCCGGGGGCCGAGGGCUGGCAGCAGCUGCUGGGCCUGCUGCCCGAGCACGCGGCAGAGAAGCUGCGCGAGGCCUGGGCCUUCGGGCAGAGCCACCAGAUGGGCGUCGUGGCCCUGGGCCUGCUCACCUGCCUGCUGGCCAUGCUGCUGGCUGGCCGCAUCAGGCUCCUCUCCUGCAGAGUCGGGAUGAUAAUGACCACCUACCUCUCCGGUUGUUGGGGGACCAGGCUCCGGAGGAUCGAUGCCUUCUCCACCUGCCUGUGGGCCCUGCUGCUGGGGCUGCACCUGACUGAGCAGUACCUGCAGGCCGCCUCACCCGGCUGGCUGGACACACUCAAGUUCAGCACCACGUCCCUGUGCUGCCUGGUGGGCUUCACGGCAGCAGUGGCCACAAGGAAGGCGACAGGCCCGCGGAGGUUCCGGCCCCGAAGGUAUUUCCCACGCGACGCGGCCGGCCUUUUCCCCACGAGCCCCAGCCUGGCUGUGCCCUGCCCGAGCGCGGGCCCUUCGCCGUCUCUGUUCAUCCCCACCCCGCCCGGCUUCCUGCCACUCGCCAGCCAGCAGCUGUUCCGGUCUCCUCGACGGGCCUCUCCCUCCUCGCUGCCAGGCCGCCUCAGCCGGGCCCUCUCGCUGGGAACCAUACCCUCCCUGACGCGGGCAGACUCGGGGUAUCUGUUCAGCGGGAGCCGCCCUCCGUCUCAGGUGUCUCGAUCUGGAGAGGUUCCUGUUUCAGAUUACUUCUCUCUGCUGUCGGGGUGCUGCCCCUCCUCCCCACUCCCUUCCCCGGCGCCUUCCGUGGCCGGCUCCGUGGCCUCCAGCUCUGGCUCUCUGCGCCACCGCAGGCCCCUCAUCAGCCCAGCCCGGCUCAACCUGAAGGGGCAGAAGCUGCUGCUGUUCCCGUCACCCCCCGGGGAGGUCCCCAACACACCCAGCAGCUCAGACGAACACUCGCCCCACAACGGCAGCCUCUUCCCCACCGAGCCGCCCCACGUCCCCCAGAGAUCGCCGGCACAGGACACGAAGCUCACCAUGGACAUGCGGUCAGGGCCAGAAAGAGGCAGUGCCUGCAGUGCCCGGUCCAUCAGGAAAGAGGACGAGUCAUCUCAGACGUCCACCUGCGUGGUGGACACCACCACCCAAGGGUGCGCGGAGGAGGCCGCCGCCUGGCGAGGUCGUCUCAGGCCCUCCCCGGUGCGGGGCCUCCUGGCUGUGAGCCUGGCCGCCAACGUGCUCUUCACCUCGGCCUAUCUGUACCAGGCCCUGCGCUGACCUGUGGUGCGCAGCCUCCCGGCGCCCAGGUGCAUGCCGCUCCCACCACUGCCGGCCUCGGAGCCCCCCCCCCCCCCCCCCCGAGGGGCUGCCUCCGCUGUCCUCUCCGGGGCCCGUGACCUCGCUGGGCCAGUGCUGUCCUCGGGAUAUCUCCUCCUCACCCAACAGGCCGCAGGGCUGAGCGUGGUCCGUGGGCUCACUCUCCUCCCUGCCUGCCUCCUCAGCUGACAUCACUUGUGUUUGGUGCUGACCCUGAUCCCGAAGCCGGGGAUCCCCGGGGCCCCCUCCCCCACUGCCCAGCCCGCCGGCCAGGAGGACCACUACUACUGUACCUACAGCAGGAGCUGGCUGCCUCCCGACCCUGCGCUGCGGGCCAGGACCACGUCUCCGUACUGUGCUCUGGUCCCACGCAGCCGCCUCAGGUUCCCUGGGGGAGGAGGGAGGGACGGGGCCGUGUCACUUCUCCUCAGUCCUGCCCGGGGAAGAACAGAGCCCUUGGGCCGGCCCUCUUAGGAUGGGCAGCCCCUGCCCUGGUCCUGCCCUGUCCCAUCAGCUCCAGACCCGGCCCGCCCUCUGGCUCUCCUGGCCGGGCAGGUGGGUGCCUGGGGUCCCCAGCCCAGGGCCCCUCAAGAGUUCUAGUGUAAGCACCUCCGCCCGCCCCCGCCAGCCUCCCUGCUGCCCUCUCGUGCCCCCAUCUUAUUACCUCUAGUGACCUUCCCAGGCAGCAGCCCCGUGACACUGAGAACACUACCCAGGGCCCACCCCACCCCCCUUCCAGGCCCGCGCCUCUGGGCCCCUCCUCCGUGCACUGCCCACAGGGGCCCCGCUGGAGCCCUCAGCCUGCAUCGCCCUGCAGGACAGGCCCGGGACAGCCCGUGGGUCUCUGAGGAGACCGGACCCCGCCCCUGCCCUGCCACCAACCUGGCCCCUUUCGGCCCCCCGAGGGCCCUACUUCCUUCCUCCCUUUCGUUGUACUGUCACUGUGGGCUCAGUGUGACCUCGGUCUCCAGGCCACCUCGGCUGGCUUUCUCUCCCACCCCACUCCCCUCAGGCCCUGCCGCUGCCCAGCCGACUGCUACCACAGAUUUGCCCCCUACCCCUGCCUUUGUGCCGGGGUCCCGUCCUGCCCCCGAGCGGAGGAAGGGGGAGGGGCCCUUGGUCUGGCGCAGGGACACCCCCUCCCCCCAGUGCUGUGAGGAACGAGCGUGUGUGUGCAUGUGGCCCUCCGAGUACCCCCAUCCCUGCUGCCCUGGGCCUGGGCCGCGGGCAUGGGCCGCGUGUGUGUCCUGCAGGUGCCCGCGCCCCUUGGGGAGGGCCUGGCGGUCUUGGUGAAUCCUGAGACUGCCUGGUGGGAGGGUGGUGGUCAUGAGGGCAGGAGGAAGGGUCUUUACCAUUCAGGGAUAAAGUUUAGUUUUAUUUUUCUAUACAUUGUUGCCAGGUAAGGCAUUCUGCGGGUCAGCAGGAUGCCCUCAGUUCUCCCUGCCAGGGAGCUUUCGUUUUUUUAAGCCUUGGGUGCUUUUUUAGUAAUUUUUUUUACCGUGUGGGGAAGGAGUUGCUCUGACUUCCUCCUCUCUCCUCUUCCCCCCACUCCUGUCCUGAGAGCUCUUUCCUGCCCGGGCUCCCACCCCAGCACCUGGGGCCUGGGAGGCCAGGGGCCGCACCAGGACCCCGAGUCCCACUGCCAGAAAUGAUGCCAACACGGAGGUGGUGCUUUGGGCCUCCGUUUGUAGAGUGGGCAUGCGUGUCAAGUUUUUUAAUUUUAUUUUUUGCCUAACAAAGCCGAUCUCCGUUCCCAAAUACCCUUCCUCUGUGGCUCUGAGGAAGCCCCAGCACAGAGUGCCCGCCCCUCUCCUCUCGCCCCUCCUGGCACCCCACAGGGGGCAGGGGAGAGGCAGAGUGGGGAGGGGGGCUUACUUAUGUUUUCUUUCAAACAAAAAACACAACCUUAUUUUUCUUUACAAAAGCAAAAAAGGAAACCAAAAAAGAUACCAACCUUUGAACUAUAU
Molecule: messenger RNA, 4081 nt
Organism: Callorhinus ursinus (northern fur seal)
Lineage: Eukaryota; Metazoa; Chordata; Mammalia; Carnivora; Otariidae
Source: RefSeq, a predicted model, not a curated record